Molecule: messenger RNA, 285 nt
Organism: Rotaria sordida
Lineage: Eukaryota; Metazoa; Rotifera; Eurotatoria; Philodinida; Philodinidae
Source: the annotation of a GenBank genome assembly
AUGACAAAAAAAGCCAUAUGGAAUGGUCAAAUUCUUGCUGAAAGUGAUAAAACAAUUGUCGUAGAAAAUAAUCAUUAUUUUCCGCCGGAUUCAAUUAAAAAAGAAUUUUUCAAGGAUUCAAAUACUCAUACAACAUGUGGUUGGAAAGGUGAAGCAUCUUAUUAUACAAUAGCUGUUGAUGGUAAAGAAAAUGCAGAUGCAGCUUGGUAUUAUCCAAAUACAAAAGAAGCAGCUAAUAAUAUUAAAGGUUAUAUUGCAUUUUGGAAAGGUGUUAAAGUUGAAUGA